Molecule: messenger RNA, 3730 nt
Organism: Hymenoscyphus albidus
Lineage: Eukaryota; Fungi; Ascomycota; Leotiomycetes; Helotiales; Helotiaceae
Source: the annotation of a GenBank genome assembly
GGGAACUUCAAGGGGUUUGUUUACACAAGCGACGGUAUGGAGAUCUCCAACUUGGUAGUCAAAUGGCAGACGCUGUCCUCCCUCGAGUCCAUAUAUAAAAGUGGCGCUGCAGCAUCAGAAACUUUCCCCCUUUUCUUGCCACGCGGUCGUGAUCACCGUUGAUGUUGGAAUACCCACUUUUUCCAGCCUUCAUAACUUGCUCAAGUGUGCACAUCUCCCGUCCCCCUCGAAAUUACCGAUGCUCAUACUGCGUUUCUAAGUGGAAGGUUCCAGAAGACUCGACAAUACAGCACUGUAGGGUACCGCAGCAACAGCAACAGCACCAAGCAGCAACAAGCGCCAGUACCAGCCUCCCCCCCUCCGUACGAGGACCGAUAUCUGAACUUUGGACCGAUCGAAACUCAACUGCCAUCCUCCGUACCCAUACCCUCCGCCGCGUCCGCUUUUUCUUCUCGCCUUGUCAUUUACCAUAUUUUUUCUCUCUUCCCUUCCCCUUGAGCUCAGCACUUGCACAGCACUGCAUUGCACUGCAAUAGCACUUUGAGCGUGGCAUCCAGAUCGGCCAUCACCACCAGACAUUGCAGCAUCUUCACGUCUCGGACUCCUCUGCGCAUGGAAUUGACAGCCUGAAAGAAAAUCAGUCAAAGGAAGCUUGCAGGCUCCAUCCAGCCAACCACGGCACAUUUUCUCCGGUUCCUCCCUCACAGCGGCAACCCAGCAAGUCGGUUAUUCCCAAUAUACGUCAAAAAUCGUGAUAGUGACCGUGAUAGUGAGAGUACGGUACACAAUUCACUUUCGGACGAAUAGCGAAUAACACGCGACGACGACUUGACAGCAGUGGGGUGAACUUGCGGCGACCUAGGUAUAGUGCACUACUCAGCGGGUGUCGUUCUUAGCUCCAGGCCUACGGAAUAGCGCCCACGCCUCUGACGGUUACUCCACACCUCCCGCAGUCCCCAAUGAACUUCUUCUCCAAAUCUCCCAAAAAAUCCAAAAAGACGCCUACAGACGAAGACGAAGGUCAACCCUCUCCCGCCUCUACGUCGCAUCCACACCGACCUCGCUCGCCUCUGAAAAAGUCCGUCUCGUCAGCACGACCAGGCAAGGCUCGCGACGAGAACCUGAGCAGUGGCCGCAAGGCAGAGCAAGGAUCUCCUCGAAGCAGUCGUAGCUUCCCAAAAUCCAACAAUCCACCACGACAUCCCUUUGACCCUAAUACGACACACCCUCUGAACCUGCCGCCAGACCAACUGCGCAGAUUCUCAGCAUUAAGCGCCAUGUCAGACCAGGACAAGAUGAACGUGGAUGUGGACAGCCCACAGACGGCACCCAUUUCUCCCCCACCAAAGGCCAGCCCACCAAAGAGUACCAGUCCACCAAAAAGCAGCCCGCCCAAAGCCAGUACACCUGCACCCUCUGAACCCUCAAAGACAAAUGGAAAUGCUGGGACCACGAAUGGGGAGGGUCCAACCCCUCCUCCUCAUAGAUCCAACCCCGCCAGUCCUGUGCCCGCACCAGCUCCUGCUCCCACUCGUGAGCAAGCAGAAGAAUUCAAGAGUGCUGGCAAUAAUUUUUACAAGGCCAAGGACUACAAGAGAGCGAUUGGAGAGUACACCAAAGGUAACAUCAUCUACUGCAUGUCUUGAAAAAUUAUGGUUGGCUGACAGGAAAUUUUCACAGCGGUGGAAGCACAGCCAUUAGAGCCCACCUACCUGAGCAACCGCGCUGCGGCAUAUAUGGCAGCAGGCCACUACAUACCAGCAUUAGAAGACUGCAAUCGUGCCGAUGAAUUAGAUCCCCAGAAUAGCAAAAUCCUUCUUCGCUUAGCAAGAAUCUAUACUGCCCUCGGCCGUCCACAAGAUGCCCUCAAUACAUUCCACCGAAUGCAGCCCCCUCCAUCCGCAAAAGAUAUGGCUCCUACCAAGAGCAUGUUGCAACAUAUCAAUGUGGCCGAGGAUGCACUUGAGAAUGGGACAACUGGCUCCAUGGCUUCACACGCUCUGGACCAGGCUGAAAAAUUACUUGGGAUUGGUGCUUCAAAGCCACGCAAGUGGCAGUUGAUGAGAGGCGAAGCAUAUCUAAAGAUGGGCAAUGUGAAUGCGCUUGGCGAUGCUCAAAAUAUUGCCAUGUCUCUGUUACGAAGUAACUCGGCAGAUCCCGAGGCUCUGGUUUUGCGAGGAAGGGCACUCUAUGCUCAAGGCGACAACGACAAGGCCAUCCAGCACUUCCGCCAGGCAUUGAGCUGCGACCCGGAUUUUCGACAAGCAGUGACAUACUUAAGAAUGGUGCAAAAACUGGAUCGCAUGAAGACUGAGGGAAACGCACACUACAAAGGUGGUCGUUAUCAGGAAGCAGUUGACAAAUACACAGACGCUCUUGAUGUUGAUCCACUGAACAAAGGUACCAACUCGAAACUGCUUCAGAACAGAGCGUUGUGUCAUAUUCAGCUCAAGGAUUACAAGUCUGCCAUUGCUGACUGCGAGCGUGCUCUCCAACUGGAACCUUCUUAUACCAAAGCCAAAAAGACCAAAGCAACUGCGCUGGGUCAAUCUGGUGAUUGGGAGGCUUCUGUCCGUGUCCUUAAAGAGAUUGCCGAGCAAGACCCAUCAGAUGCAGGUAUUGCCAGGGAGGUACGCAAGGCUGAAUUGGAGUUGAAGAAGAGCUUAAGAAAAGACUAUUACAAGAUCUUGGGGGUCGACAAGGAUGCCGACGAGAAUGCGAUUAAGAAGGCCUACCGAAAAGCAGCUAUCAUCCAUCACCCAGACAAGAACCCCGAUGAUGAACAUGCUGCUGAACGUUUCAAGGAUAUUGGGGAAAGUUAUGAGACCCUGAGUGACCCUGAGUAAGUACUGAGCCACCUUUAAUCACAACUUUUGCUAACUAAGAUGAAGGAAACGUGCACGUUACGACAGCGGCGUAGAUCUGGAAGAUCCAAUGUCAGGCUUUGGAGGAGGUGGUGGAAUGGGCGGUGGCAUGAACAUCGACCCUGAGAUCCUAAUGCAAAUGUUUGGUGCACAGAUGGGAGGCGGAAGACCCGGCGGGGGUGGUGGCGGAUUCCACAGCUUUGGAGGUGGGGGGAUGCCAGGUGGUGGAGGACGACGAGGAGCUCCACAAGGGUUCCCAGGGGGUUUCCAGUUCCAAUGAGAAGCGGAGGAGGACCUAUAUUCUGAGCCUGCUGCCGCCACCGAGUCAGGAAAACCGCAUGCUUUCAGUCCAGGGGUUUUUGAUAGGGGUAAUGAUAUUUCGGAUGCGAACCUGCGGUGGCUUCGCAAGUUGGGAUGGGGGGUCCUAUUGGCUGGCGUCAUGCUGCCUUUUGAUAUCAUUGCUUUGCUGGCGGUGAUUGGGGCGGUGAUCUUGAUAUCCCUCCGGUUGUUUGUGUAUGUGCGUCGUCACGUCAAUCUUUUCUCGACAUGAUGAAUGAUGAUCGAAAUGCGAUGAUCUUUAUAGAAAAUUCUUUUGAGAUGGGGUAGGAGGGAAUUUUUGAAGGAUGUUUUCCACGAAAUCCACUCUCGCAGAUAGACAUCAAAGUUUUUCUCUCUUAUUCAUUCAUUGCUGGGCGUUUAGAUUUUGUUUUUUGUCGACCUUCAUGAUUUUGUAUCUGGGACUUUUCUUCUCGAGUCUCUCGCUCUCUCUCUUUCGUUCUGAUUCCCUUGGGGGGUUUCUUUUAGUGGGGAUCCAUGAUUGGGAGGUUGGGAUGAGAAUGAAAAGCAGAAAUAAAAAUGCCUUGUAC